AUGGAGCUCACGACCGCCGCCACCACGCUCUCGGGGCGCUCGGGGCUCCUGUUCCUGCUGUUUCUCCUGCCGCUGCUGCGCGGGAUCGUGGCGGCGCCGGCCGCGUGGUUCGUGGGCGCGAGACGCCGCGGAGCAGGGACAGAUGCUCUCUUGCUUUCCUACAAUUUCUCCAUCACAUCUCAGGCCAGGCCUGGACAACCGUGGUGUGAGAUUCAAGGCCAGGUCAAUGGAAAUGAGUAUCUUUACUAUGCCUGUGGAAGCAAGCGGGUCAUACCCGUUGGUCCUUGGGGGAUGAAGCUGAAGGACACAGCAUUUUGGGACACACAGAUGGAACCUCUGGAAGACCUGGGGGAAGAGCUCAGAAAGAAACUGCUGGACAUCAAAGCUGAGAUUUUCACUAAGAGCGGUGAGUCCAGAGGUUCUCUCACCAUGCAGGGCUGGCUCAUGUGUGAGCGUGGGGCCCACGGACACAGCAGAGGAUCCUGGCGGUUUGUCUUCAAUGAGCAGUUAACCUACCUCUUUGACCCGGAGAACAGAAAGUGGAUAGAGAUUCCUCCUGGAGGCCAACAGGUUAAGGACAUGUUGGAAAGUGACAGAGAGCUGACCGAGCUCCUCAUGAAGAUCGCGAACGGAGACUGUAAGAGAUGGCUCCAGAAACUGCGGGAGCACAGCAACGAGAUGCAGGAGACCACAGGAGCACCGGCCACAGCCCCGCCUGUAGCUCUGGUCAAAGGCACAGCCAUCAGGCUGCUCACUUCCAUCCUCCAUGUGGUCGUCACGCACUCAAUACUCCUUGUUGUCCAAGGCAUGGUCCUUUGA
Neogale vison (American mink) is the source of this 819-nucleotide messenger RNA. Its product is annotated as UL16-binding protein 1-like. Gene Ontology annotation, cellular component: external side of plasma membrane. The coding region runs from base 1 to 819 and encodes 272 amino acids. Gene Ontology annotation, biological process: positive regulation of T cell mediated cytotoxicity; antigen processing and presentation of endogenous peptide antigen via MHC class I via ER pathway, TAP-independent; immune response. NCBI's taxonomy places the organism in Eukaryota, Metazoa, Chordata, Mammalia, Carnivora, Mustelidae. The transcript is spliced from 4 exons. The record is from RefSeq and is a predicted model, not a curated record.